Messenger RNA from Micropterus salmoides (largemouth bass), 3420 nucleotides. Its product is annotated as ubiquitin-conjugating enzyme E2 R1-like. The transcript is spliced from 5 exons. Gene Ontology annotation, biological process: ubiquitin-dependent protein catabolic process; protein polyubiquitination. The coding region runs from base 999 to 1715 and encodes 238 amino acids. Lineage: Eukaryota; Metazoa; Chordata; Actinopteri; Centrarchiformes; Centrarchidae. The record is from RefSeq and is a predicted model, not a curated record. Gene Ontology annotation, molecular function: ubiquitin conjugating enzyme activity.
AAAUAACGUACAAAUACCUAUCUUUUGCUUAACUGCAGUUUUUAUAGAACACUGAACACCGUAAAUCAAAUUAACAUGGCAGACAUGUGUUAUUGUGUUAAAAUAAUUUGAGAGCGAAAGUAGGUCAGGGCUGCUUUUCAGAAACACAAACAACGUUCGUGUUUUCAUGACGUCACGCUACUGGCAAAUGUAGUUGUCUAAAUUUACUCGUGAAUGAAUAUUUCAAAAAGUCACGUUCACAACUCAACCAACUUCCAAAGAUUAUUUUUUCGUAAUUACAACCAAGUAUUUUGUUAUGUCAUUGUGUGGCGUCUUGGUUGCUUUCAGGGUUAAAAGUAAUGUUUACAGAUGAACACUGGACUACAAAUCCCAGACUGCACAAGGCGCUAUUGCCUGUGUAGAGGGGAGAGGGGACUCCUUUAAGCAACAUUCUUCUUUACCCAGUCUUCUGUUAGGGCGAUAUCAACUACAUUUCUGGUUAUUACCGUUAGAGUUUUAGUUUGCUAGAAUUUUAGAUUAAUAGUUGUGUUUUAUUUUCUAACCUGGCUCUCGCAGGAAGUUAUAAACUAUUCGCUCCACGGUAAACUCGUCUUCUGCUGGUCGCUAAGGUAGAGCUUGUUAGCUAGCUUACAUUAGCCAGCAGCUAUCAGUAGAUUUAGGUUACGGCUUAUAUCCGUGGCCGCCCUGCCAGGUAAAUCUACUAAAGCUGAAGGCGCCGGUCACCGACAAUGAUUUGUCCAAUUCACCCAUGUCUGAGUGUUGACGUUGGUAAAUAAUUAAUCUGACUUGGGAACGAAUCGUCGCAACCUUUGUUUGGUUUGUGCGCAGCCUGGCUGGUUUGGCCUGUUUCAUUGUCUCCGAACAUCGAAAACACACAAGUUGUUUUUUUUCAGUGUCAGUAAGUUGUUUGGCUACUUAGGCUAGCCGUGUUCGUGUAAACAAAACCAUCAGCUGUCGACUGCAGAUAACGUUAAUCUUGAGAGCUAACCUAGUUCAGUAUGGCGCAACACGACUCAUCUCAUGUAGCCAGUUCACAGAAAGCACUCAUGUUGGAAAUGAAGAGCCUUCAGGAGCAGCCUGUCGAGGGAUUCAAAAUAACGCUGGUGGACGAGGCUGAUAUGUACAACUGGGAAGUGGCCAUUUUCGGACCGCCAAACACUCAUUAUGAGGGGGGGUAUUUUAAGGCUCGCAUCAAGUUCCCUAUUGACUACCCAUACUCCCCACCUGCCUUCCGAUUCCUCACUAAGAUGUGGCAUCCAAACAUCUAUGAGAAUGGAGAUGUGUGUAUUUCCAUACUGCACCCUCCGGUGGACGACCCGCAGAGUGGAGAGCUGCCUUCAGAGAGAUGGAAUCCCACCCAGAAUGUCCGGACCAUUUUGCUUAGUGUGAUCUCGCUGCUGAAUGAACCAAACACCUUCUCUCCUGCUAAUGUGGAUGCCUCUGUCAUGUACCGCAAAUGGAGGGACAGUAAGGGCAAGGACCGGGAGUACGUAGAGAUCAUCAGGAAACAGGUAUUGGCCACCAAGGCGGAAGCUGAGCGCGACGGAGUGAAGGUGCCCACCACACUGGCCGAGUACUGCGUGCGUACGCGCGCCCCGGCCCCCGACGAAGGCUCCGACCUCUUCUACGACUAUUACUAUGACGACGACGAUGUGGAGGACGGCGACGGCGACUGCUGCUACGAUGAGGAUGACUCAGGAAACGAGGAGUCGUGACGUGCUUUUUGACAGGACAACCCGAUCUCGCUGACGUGUGCUACCUGCUAUUUCUGUCUGGGAGGCCAGAAAUUCUUGGUCGACCACCAAGAAAGAUUUGAAGCUUCCCACUCCUAAACCAAUGAAAAGAGCUGUUUGUUUUUUUUCCUGAGCCUCUAGAUCCUUUUUGGAGGUGAAAAUGAAUGCACCAUUGUGGAACGGUCAGACCUGGUAAGAUUUGCACCAGCACAAAAUCACCAGUUUCUUCAAUUUUGCAAAUCGUUUUCUUUAUCACCUAAAACCUUACUUUGAGAGAAUACCUUCCAUCACUUAAUCCUGUUGAGUUGUUCAGGCCCCUGUAUAGUCUAUGGUAUUGUGGGGUUAAUACCACUGUCAACAAUAGCAACAUUUGGUGCAAACACUUCCAAACUUUGCUCAGCCUCUCUUGCAUAUCUUUCUUUCCCUAAUUGUAACUGGGUGUUGCUCACCAGUCGUCGGUCUCAGUGACUGGCUGACAGAAGAUUGAGGACUUCAAGCAGCUUGUUUUUGUUGAACAGUCUACUGCAAAUACGUUUGAAUAAGAUUUUUCCAAGUUUCACAGUCUGUCUCACUUCGACUGAACGGGAUGUCACGGGACAAUGUUUUCAAAGUUCUUGUGCAUGCCAGAACAUCAUUGGAAGCUUUUUGUCCGUUUUACUUGUGGACUUACAUCAUGAUCCAUUUAUAUGCUUGAUGAUAAGAAAGACUUGCGAUGAUGGAGAUCCCAGGCAACUUUGUGUCUGGAGGGACCGUCUGGCGAGCUGAGUGAGUGGGUCAAAUCCUCAUGUGAUUUUUGGUAACAUGAAAUUGAAAUCUUUGCUGUGUUUCUUCUGGUUACUGUUGGAUGUGUUUCUCUGUCAUUUUGAGUGUGGGAUUAUGUUAUUUGAAGUAGCUGAGAUUUAAGAGUCUUGUAGGAUGACCAAGUUUUCAGGGUUGGGGUUGGGGGGGGGGGGGGGGGGCAGAACUAAUUACUGAUCAGAAUUGUAUCUCUCCCUCAGGUUUGCUCUCUGAGAGGCCUGACGGAGCCACAGACCUAAAACAGUGUAAACUUAAAAAAAAAAAAAAGAAAAAGAAAAAAGCCCAAAACAUUUUAUGAGCGUUUGUUGUAUUCUUGUCUUUGUUUGCUCUCUCACAAGCUUUGUUAUUUUUAGACAUUAUGCCUGCAAUCUUUGCUUGAGAAUGAUUUAUGUGAUGAGAUUAUUAGAUUUUACUGGCAAAAAAAGCUUCUGUAGGAAAAGUGUCUGUCAAAAGGUGUUGUUGCAGUAUCAGUCAGGAUUAUCAAAGUGUUUCAGCCCUGGAAGUCCCUGGAAGUGAAAGAAUAAGGCCGCCAUGUUUUAUUUUUCAUUUCAGUUCUUUGUGUCAGCGGCGAGUGGACGGGUUUUGAUAUAAUUUUUAGAGUGCAUGGUGUCCUGUGUGUGUUUUUUGCAUCAGCAAUAUUGAUUGUUUCAUUUACUGAAAUUGGGACUUCAUACUGAAUUUCUCAGGAUAAUGAACAAAACAAUUAAGACAAGCAACUACUUUCCUCUUUUAGGUGGUCUUCAGAGUUGGUUUAUGCUUUUACAGGAACCAUAACUGAUAUGCACAUGUAGCUGUGUGAAUGAUCACCAUAUUGUUUUAUUCACUUGUGUUUACUUUUUGUUUUCGGCUAUUUAAAACUGAAAAAUAAAGAUUUAUUGGAAAAAAAAUA